This is a messenger RNA of Prunus armeniaca (apricot), 1437 nucleotides long. Lineage: Eukaryota; Viridiplantae; Streptophyta; Magnoliopsida; Rosales; Rosaceae. The record is from the annotation of a GenBank genome assembly.
AUGUUGGCAAUUGGAGGAUCGCUAAUCGACAAGCAACUUGUGAACCCUGCUGUGAGAGAGUGGCUUAACGAGCUCAAGCAUGCUGUCUUUGAUGCAGAGGACUUACUGGAUGAGAUCAACAUUAAAGCUUUGCGAUGCAAACUAGAAGAAAACUUUGUACAACAGAAAAUUGCUCUUGGUCUGGGAGAAGUUGCUAGGAGAAAGGUUUCACAUAGAACUCCAACAACUUCCUUGGUUCAUGAACCUUGUGUAUAUGGUAGAGAUGAAGUCCAAGAAAAUUUAUCAAAAGUGUUGCUAUCUGAUGAUGCAAGCAAGGAUGAUGCGUAUGUCCUCACAAUUGUUGGAAUGGGUGGGGUUGGCAAGACAACCCUUGCUCGAAUGCUUUACAACAACUAUAAGGUGAAAGGGCAUUUUACGCUUCAAGCUUGGGCUUGUGUUUCAGAAGACUAUAAUGCUGUUAGAAUAACUAAAAUUAUUCUUGAGUUAGUCACUUCAAAGCCUUGUAAUACGACAGAUAUGAAUUUGCUUCAAGUUGAAUUAAGAGAACAGUUGAGGGGAAAUAAAUUUUUAUUUGUGUUGGAUGAUCUAUGGAAUGAAAAUUAUGGUGAUUGGGAGCGCCUCCAAACUCAUUUUAAUUCAGGGGCAAGGGGAAGCAAAGUCAUUGUAACAGCAAGGAACAAAAAUGUGGCAUCUUUAAUGAAAAAUGUUCCCAUGCAAAGCUUGGAACCAUUGUCACAUCAAGACUGCUGGUUGUUACUUGCUAAACAUGCUUUUGGAAAUGAAAACUAUAGUGCAAAUUCAAACUUGGAAGACAUUGGCAAGCAAAUUGCUCUCAAGUGCAAAGGGUUGCCUUUAGCGGCACAAACACUUGGGGGUUUGUUACGUUGCAAUAUAGAUUCUGAGGAGUGGAAUAGAAUACUAAAUAGUAAUAUUUGGUACCUACCGUAUGGUACAAUUGACAUUCUUCCGGCUCUAUGGUUGAGUUAUUACUAUCUCCCUGCUCAAUUAAAACGAUGCUUUGUUUAUUGUUCAAUUUUUCCAAAGGAUUAUGAGUUUGAAAAGGAAGAUGUAGUUCAAUUAUGGAUGGCAGAAGGCUUAGUUACACAAGUUGAUAAUGGGAAGAUUAUGGAAUCAGUGGCUAGAAAAUACUUCGAUGAGCUAUUAUCCCGGUCGCUGUUUCAAAAGUCAAGAGAAUUCGGUUUCACAAUGCAUGACCUCAUUCAUGACUUGGCUAUGUUCAUCUCUAGGGGGUUUUGCCUUAGACUAGAAGGUGUGGAAUCAAGUGAAGUUAAAAGAGCUCGUCAUUUGUCAUAUGCUAGGGGAGAAUUUGAUGUUGCUCAAAAAUUUGAGCCAUUAUAUGGGGCUUGUUUACACGCCUUCUCCCUUGCCGAAGGAAGACACUCUUCCGAGGUGCCAAACACCUGCCGAAACUCCUGA